GACACACCAACAAACACAAACAGAGCCAUAAUUGUGGUACUGGGAAAUAGCCUCCUAAUUCCAUGUUCAUUUAAUACCUCCGGUGACUUCGAAAGCGACCUCUUACUGCUUUCCUCAGGCAUUUCGCCAUGGUUGUUGUUCUCCCUCAUUAAUACCUCUCUCUUUCUCUCUCUCUUACUUCCUUCUUCAAACGGCGUGCCAUAUCCUCCAUUCUCUCUCUCUCUCUCUCUCUCUCUCUAACCAUAUCGUUAUUCGUUUUUCUCGUUUUUCCUUCUUAGCAACACGUAACAUGCAGUGAAGAAGAAGAAGAAGAAAUGAAAUGAAAUGAACUUCUAUAGACCAUAAACCAUGGAAGCUCAACUCGGCGCUCUUUUCACGAUACCUCUUCUCCUCCUGAUUCUGAUCCACUGCGGUGAAGCCCAGCGAGUGACUUCGGGCUCCGCCAAUGAGCGUGCGGCGCUACUGGACCUCCGGUCGUCUCUGGGCCUGAGGGGGAAAGACUGGCCCAUAAAGACCGACAUGUGUCGGUGGACCGGCGUCGAGUGCGACCGGAAUGGCCGAGUCGUCGGGCUCACAAUCUCCGGUCUCCGCCGGACACGUGCCGGUCGGAAACAACCCCAAUUCGCCGUCGAUUCCUUAGCCAACCUGACCCGCCUGACCCGUUUCAACGCUUCCGGGUUCUAUCUUCCCGGGUCCAUACCCGACUGGUUCGGGCAACGCCUUGUUUCUCUCAAACUUCUCGACCUCCGUUCCGCCUCGAUUCUCGGCCCAAUCCCUUCGUCUAUCAGCGGGUUGACCCGACUCCGGUGUCUAUAUCUCUCCGGCAAUGAUCUCUCCGGCGGUGUCCCUUCGUCUUUGGGACAAUUACCGGAGCUUUCGGUUCUCGAUCUUUCUAGAAAUUCUCUCACUGGGUCGAUACCUUCCGAGUUUUCGUCUCUCGGGAAUCUCAAAAUUCUGGACCUUUCUUCCAACUUCUUGUCUGGGCAGAUUCCGCCGGGCUUAGGUAAUCUCUCCAAACUUCAAAAUUUGAGUCUUUCUGAUAAUAGCCUUACUGUGUCUAUUCCCGUUCAGUUGAGUGAGCUUUCUCAGCUGGUCGGGCUUAAUCUUAGUAAGAAUUUUUUGUCUGGGUCGUUGCCUUUGGAGCUAAAACGCUUGAGGAAUUUGACGAGUAUUGAUGUUGGUAUUAACUCUCUGGAAGGUCCGUUGCCGGAGGGUUUGUUUUCGAGCUUUUCUCAGCUGCAAAUUGUUGUUCUGAGCGGGAAUAAACUUGAUGGUUCUCUUCCUGGUAUUUUUUGGUCAAUUCCUAAUUUGCGGUUUCUCGAUGUUUCGAGCAAUAACUUUACAGGAGAUUUGCCAAGUUUGGCUUCAAAUGUUAGUUUCUCUAAUACUGUUUUCAAUCUCUCAAACAACUUGUUGUAUGGGAACUUGAGUUCUUUAGGGAAGUUUCGUUUCAUUGAUUUGUCUGGUAACUAUUUCCAAGGAGUGGUGUCUGAAAGUGGAGGCAAUGUUAGUGUUGCUAAAAAUUGCCUGCAGUCGCAGAGGAAUCAGAGGAAGUUAGAGGAUUGUUCAUUGUUUUACACUCAAAGGGGCUUGACUUUUGAUAAUUUUGGAGACCAAGACUCAGGAAGCAAAAACCGAUUGACAUUCAUACUGGUUGGAGUAUUUGGUGGGGUUGGGUUCAUUGUGAUUUUAGCAUUGGUUCUUGUACUGUUCCUAAAAUGGAAAAAUAAGGGCGUUGCUAACCAAAGAGGCGGUUCAAAUUCGGGUCCUGUCCAAGAAGUUAACCCUUCGCUUCCUAAAGAACCUAUUUACUUGACUGGUCUAGGUGAGUUAUUUACCUACGAGCAGAUUGUACUAUUUACUCACGACUUUAGUGAAGCAAAUCUCAUCAAGCACGGACACUCCGGAGACUUGUUCCAAGGUUUUUUAGAAGGGGGGAUACCGGUAGUUAUUAAAAGGGUGGAUUUAGGAUCGCAAAAGAGCGACUCUUACAUGAUGGAAUUGGAUUUCUUCCGCAAGGUUUCGCAUACGAGACUAGUCCCGUUGUUGGGGCACUGCUUGGAGCAUGAGACUAAGAAGUUUUUGGUUUACAAGUACAUGCCAAAUGGAGAUUUGGCCAAUUCGUUGCACAGAGUUGUAAGUUCAGGGAAAGACGGCUUACAAUCUCUGGAUUGGAUUACGAGGUUAAAGAUUGCAAUAGGAGCUGCGGAAUUCCUUGCUCACCUACACCACGAAUGCAGUCCUCCCCUUGUUCACAGGGAUGUUCAAGCAAGCAGCAUCCUUCUGGAUGAUAAAUUUGAGGUGCGUCUUGGAAGCUUGAGUGAGGCCCAGGCCCAAGAAGGGGAUGCUAACCAAAAUGUCAUCACGAGGUUUUUGAGGAAGCCACAGAGCUCUGAACAAGGCCUUUUUGCCCCCCCAUUGGCAACUUGCGCUCAUGACGUAUAUUGUUUCGGAAAGGUUUUACUUGAGCUUGUGACGGGCAAGCUCGAUAUCAGCAAAGUGGAUGAUGCUACUACAAGAGAAUGGUUGGAGCACACACUGCGUUAUGUCAGCAUAUAUGACAAAGAACUCAUCAAUAAGAUUGUCGACCCAUCUCUUAUUGUAGACGAAGAUCUAUUGGAAGAGGUAUGGGCCAUGGCGAUUGUGGCCAGGACAUGCCUCAACCCGAAGCCUUCGAAACGACCCCACAUGAAACACAUCCUCCGAGCAUUGGAAAACCCUCUGAAGGUGGUGAGAGUGGAGAGUUCAAGCUCUGCAAGGCUGCGGACAACAUCAUCUAGACUGUCUUGGAGCAUGGCUUUCCUUGGAAGCUGGCGACACAGCUCGUCGGAGAAUAUCAGGGAGAAUAUAAGCAGCCUUAAACAGUCCGGGAGAGUGGGAUCUCAGAGCAGUACCGGAGGUAAUAACGAGCACUCCUCUUCGAAUAAAAGGUCGUCCAGUGAGAUUUUCCCUGAACCAGUUGAAGGGCAAGACUUGGAGAGACAAAGUGAGCAUUAGAAAAUACAAAGAGUGCUUCUUGUGAGUGAUUGAGUGCUACAGCUCACACAACCAGUUGACCCACCCUUUUUCCAGCCAUGCUGUGAUUUUUGGGGACUCAAUUGGAUUCUUGGCAAGCAAGUUGCUCUAGUAAGUUAAAAAGCAAGUUCUUGCAAGUUUAAAAAGAAAGCUUGUUUCCAAUUUGCGGUGUGAUUGCUGUUUGGAAUUAGAUUCCAUACUUUAGAAAAGCAGUAGAAUGGUGUGAUUCUUCUUGUUA
This is a messenger RNA of Morus notabilis, 3253 nucleotides long. RefSeq names its product probable LRR receptor-like serine/threonine-protein kinase At2g16250. The record is from RefSeq and is a predicted model, not a curated record. Gene Ontology annotation, biological process: protein phosphorylation. The transcript has 4 exons. Gene Ontology annotation, molecular function: protein binding; protein kinase activity; ATP binding. Lineage: Eukaryota; Viridiplantae; Streptophyta; Magnoliopsida; Rosales; Moraceae. Bases 349 to 2997 code for a protein of 882 amino acids.